AUGACUUCAUUGGUUCACCGGCCUCGGCAAAGCCAAUGGCCGGCCAUUUCCAUGGACGAGGCUUACCAAAUACUGUUAAAAUCAGCAGAAGGAGUGGCGGUUGAGGAAAAGAAAUUCAAAGAUCUCCAAAUUGGUAGGCCCCUAUCGAUUAGUACUAAUAUGCAAUUUCCCCUAUUUUUGUUCAAAAAGUUCUCAUAUAAAUCUUUAUUAUGUAUUUUGUAUACAAAAUACAGUAUACUGUAAGGGUUUUAGGUGACGUAAUAGCCGAAGAUAUUACCGCUCUGUGGCCUCAUCCUCGUUUUCGGACCAGCAGAAUGGAUGGGUAUGCCGUUAAAUGUAAGAAAAUCGACAUAUACUACUGCUUCUACUAGUGUCUCAUAUCAUAAAAAAUAUUGUUUUUUCUAAUAUUUCCAGCCUCCGAUUCGACCGGUCAAUUCCAAGUUCUCGGUGGAAUAAUCGCCGGCCAGUCCGCCAGGUCUCUAAAAAUUCCCCCAAAACAUUGUUUUCGGAUAAAUACGGGCGGAAUUGUCCCGGAUGACGCUGAUUCAGUGGUCCCAGUUGAGUAUACAAAGCUCAUUUCUCACAAUGUAAGUGUAAAAUACGACAUCACAAGGUUCAAUGUAAUCUUUUAGGAAUCCGAGGAGCUGACAAUUGAGAUUUCGUUGGAAACAAAACCAGGGCAAAACAUUCGGUAGGUGAUGAUAAUUUGAGGUCAAAAGGGGAGAAAUUGAACUUGAGAAAUUUUAUUCUAAAAAAUUUUGAAAAAUCAUCAAAAAAUAAAAAUUUUUAGUGAAGUCGGAAGUGACAUCAAGCAACAUGAAGUCCUCAUAGACAAAUCUACAGUCCUCACAGCGCCAGAAAUAGCACUGCUGGCCGCCAAUAAUUACUCCAAAAUAAAAAUUUUCCGUCGCCCAAUUGUGGCGGUGAUCUCAACUGGCGAUGAGUUGGUCGACAUAAAUGACAUUGCGGAGUUGAAAGAAGGCCAGAUCAUUGAUUCAAACCGACCCAUGUUAAUUGAGCUGAUCCGAUCUCAGGGAUUUGAUUGUGUUGAUGGAGGGAUUGUCAGGGAUGAGUAAGUGGUACUGUUAAAUCAAAGUAAUAUUUUUUUUUAAAUUAAAUUUCAAUUUCAAAAAAGAGUUUUCAGAAGAGAAUUGCUCGUAGAACAUAUCAAAAAAAUUGCCGAGAAGUCGGAUGUCCUCGUGUUUUCUGGCGGCGUCUCAAUGGGGGAUAAGGCAAGUGUAAUUUUAAAAUUACCAUGAAUAUAAUUUUCCCGGAAAUCUCAAAAGUUUUUCUUUAUUUUGGGACCUUACAACGUAUAAUAAGGCCAAUUCUAGUUUUAUUUCCUUGUUUCAGGACCUUCUAAAGCCGAUUCUGCUGCAGGAUCUCGAUUUUGACAUCAAAUUCGGUCGCGUUUUCAUGAAGCCCGGUCUCCCGAACACUUUUGCCUCAGGCACUCUUCAUAAUCGUCCCAAAUUCGUCUUCGGAUUGCCUGGAAAUCCAGUGAGUGCCUACGUCUCCUCCCAUCUGUUUUUAUUCCCAUUCCUUCGACGGAAAUCAGGCCAAAUCUCGGCCGAAUUCGCUCCGAAGAUCUCGGUUUUCCUCGGAUGCGAUAUCAAGUUGGACAGAAGACCGGAGUAUGUGAGGGCGGUGAUGAGAGUGGAGGAGGGAGAGUGCUGGGCGGAGGUGCUGACGACCAAUCAAGUGUCCUCGAGGCUGCUGAGUGUGGCCAAAGCCAACCUUUUGUUGGAAUUACCGGCCUUUUCGGAGCAGCGACAGCAAUUCCGGAGGGGAGAAAAGGUCAAGGCGCUGGUCAUUGGGCCUAUGAAUGUUCACUAA
Molecule: messenger RNA, 1836 nt
Organism: Bursaphelenchus xylophilus (pine wood nematode)
Lineage: Eukaryota; Metazoa; Nematoda; Chromadorea; Rhabditida; Aphelenchoididae
Source: the annotation of a GenBank genome assembly